Messenger RNA from Pseudo-nitzschia multistriata, 1509 nucleotides. Lineage: Eukaryota; Bacillariophyta; Bacillariophyceae; Bacillariales; Bacillariaceae. The record is from the annotation of a GenBank genome assembly.
UCGGAGCAUUCAUGCCUUUCUUGCCMAUWGAUACUCGUAGUGGGUGACUUGAAGAGUAGAAUAUCCUGAUAAAAUGAAACAAUAUCCUUUCCGUCCUUCUGGAUUGGCUGUUCUUUACUUUAUCUUGUUGCUGUGUUCUGUGAAACUUGAUCGGUGCGAGUCUUCCGAUGGAAAACUYGAGCAGGAACUGGAUAUUCCUCUGAGUAAGACAAAAGAGAGCCCUAGCGAGACAAGUGGCGACUCAAGAGAGGAUGGCUCGUAUUCUGGUUCCGGUUCUGAGGACGAAGAAACAGACCCACCGAAAGCAGAAGAUCUAUACUUUUAUCGCUUUGACAAAGRAUCGACCGUUACGGAGUUCGMGGCACCAGCGAGUAAGGAAGAGAAAGAAGAACCGGAUUUUCUGUACAAGCCACAGCAGGGACACGUCCGAAUCGUCGAAUUUUAUGCACAGUGAGUACAAACUUCAUAUUCUGUGGUGAACACAGUAUUUCAUGAACUGAUAGAAUUCUCAUCUUGACWGUUUCUGCAAAAUGAUACGAACAAUAGUUGGUGUCCCCAUUGCCAAGCGCUUCGUCCGCACUACAACAUUUUUGCGGAGAAAAUGAAGUCACUAGCAGAGCAGAGUAACAUCCAGUUGGAUGUUUAUGCUGUUUCUUGUGUUCCACACAGAAGCCUUUGUAUGGAUUUGGAUGUCAAGGGUUAUCCUACGAUCAAAUUAUUUGUAGGAAAUGACGGAAUUGAAGAGGAAGCGACAGAAAUAAGUCAUGGUGACCUCCAUCCAUUUUUCGUACUGCAGGCCAUUGCUGARAAAACGGGAAACGAUCUCUCUCUCUCUAUSGCUACGUUGSGGCAAGAUGGAGAGAUCUAUGGCAACAAAGUGAGUGAAAAUAAUGGAGGAGAGCUAGAGGAUGACUCGCCGUUUUGGCUUCCUMGAACGAAACGCGAUGUGUACAACGAUAUUUAUCUUUCGUUCCAUUUUGCGAUGGAACAYGGGAUUUUCGUAGGAAGAGACCCACCCAACGAGGAAGCUAGAAAUGCUUUUGAGAAUUGGAUUAUUCUCUUGAAUCAAGUACUGCCGCCAACCUGGCGGCUCAAAACYCUGAUCUCAGAAAUUGGUAAAAAUUUAGAGACAGUGCUAGAUUCCGAAGAUAAUCUCAUGCAAAUUUUGGAYCGGCAUCCGCCACCCGUARACACAUGGAGCCGAUCUUGUUCACGCGAUGAUCCAGCAAUGGGAUAUACAUGCGGUUUAUGGCAGCUUUUCCAUACUACAACACGUACGUAGAUAUGUUCACAAUUUGUAUUGCAUUGCUUGCCGGGCACUGUCUGGUAGAGUUUAUGUUCUAUCUCUCAUGUUAUAUUCUAUUUUUACUGUUCACCAGUUGGCGUAGUAGAAUGGAAUCUAGCAGGAACUGAAGAUUUUUCUUAUAGCCCAAUGGAGGUAGGCAAUAUUUUCCGCUCCUACAUCGAACACUUCUUUGGCUGCCAAGUUUGUAGGGUUAAUUUUCUACA